This is a messenger RNA of Priceomyces carsonii, 2073 nucleotides long. RefSeq names its product dynamin-like GTPase (gene VPS1). Gene Ontology annotation, molecular function: GTP binding; microtubule binding; GTPase activity. NCBI's taxonomy places the organism in Eukaryota, Fungi, Ascomycota, Pichiomycetes, Serinales, Debaryomycetaceae. The transcript has a single exon. Gene Ontology annotation, cellular component: membrane; cytoplasm; microtubule. Bases 1 to 2073 code for a protein of 690 amino acids. The record is from RefSeq and is a predicted model, not a curated record.
AUGGAUGAAACAUUAAUUGCGACUAUUAACAAGUUACAAGAUGCAUUAGCUCCUUUGGGAGGAGGUUCAUCGUCACCAGUUGAUUUGCCUCAAAUAACUGUAGUGGGUUCUCAAUCCUCUGGUAAAUCAUCAGUUUUAGAGAAUAUAGUCGGUAGAGAUUUCUUACCUAGAGGAGCAGGAAUAGUUACAAGGAGACCACUUGUAUUGCAAUUAAUCAAUAGAAGAGCAACGCCAAGACCCUCUAACGAAUUACUUGAUAUUAAUACUACUAAUGACAAGGGUGAGGCGUCGGAGAAUAACGCUGAUGAAUGGGGUGAGUUCUUACAUUUGCCCGGUAAGAAAUUUUUCAAUUUUGAGGAUAUUAGAAGUGAGAUUGUCAGAGAAACAGAUGCUAAGACAGGUAAAAAUUUGGGUAUAUCGCCGGUUCCAAUUAAUUUAAGGAUAUACUCUCCUCAUGUUUUAACAUUGACUUUGGUUGAUUUACCGGGAUUAACUAAAGUUCCUGUUGGUGACCAGCCCAAAGAUAUCGAAAGACAGAUUAGGGAUAUGGUUAUGAAGUUUAUUGGAAAGCCAAAUGCUAUCAUAUUAUCCGUCAAUGCCGCUAACACAGAUUUGGCCAACUCAGACGGGUUGAAAUUAGCUAGGGAAGUGGACCCAGAGGGUUCUAGGACUAUAGGUGUUUUGACUAAGGUAGAUUUAAUGGAUCAUGGUACCGAUGUUAUUGAUAUAUUGGCUGGAAGGGUCAUUCCCUUGCGUUUUGGUUAUGUACCUGUAAUAAAUAGGGGUCAGAAAGAUAUUGAGGCGAAGAAGACCAUAAGAGAGGCAUUAGAGGAUGAAAGAAGAUAUUUCGAGAAUCAUCCUUCUUACAAAGCUAAGGCACAUUAUUGUGGAACCCCGUACUUAGCCAAGAAGUUGAAUGGUAUUUUGUUGCAUCAUAUUAAAGGUACUUUACCAGACAUCAAGAUGAGGAUCGAGCACUCUUUGAAGAAGUACCAAAAUGAAUUAAGCUUAUUGGGACCAGAAAUGUCAGAGUCACCCACUUCCAUUGCUUUAAGCAUGAUCACGAAUUUUACUAAAGAUUACAAUGGAAUUCUAGAUGGUGAAUCAAAAGAAUUAAGCUCUCAAGAACUAAGUGGAGGUGCCCGUAUCUCGUUUGUUUUCCAUGAAAUAUUUAAAAACGGUAUCAAUUCCUUGGAUCCUUUCGACCAAAUCAAAGACGCUGAUAUCAGGACUAUUAUGCAUAACACUUCUGGAUCAGCGCCUUCUCUUUUUGUUGGAACUGAAGCUUUUGAGGUCUUAGUGAAGCAGCAAAUUCGUAGAAUGGAAGAGCCUUCUAUACGUUGCAUCAAUUUAAUUUUUGAUGAAUUGGUAAGAAUUUUGUCGCAGAUACUUUCCCAAACUCAGUAUUCCAGAUAUCCGGCAUUGAAGGAGCAACUUUCUCAACACUUUAUUCAAUUUUUGAGAGAUGCGUUAAUUCCGACUAAUACGUUUGUGAUUGAUGUGAUAAAAUCAGAGGAGACAUAUGUCAAUACCGCUCAUCCUGACUUAUUGAAAGGUUCGCAGGCUAUGGCUAUCGUUGAGGAGAAAUUCCACCCGAAACCUCAAGUCGCGGUUGAUCCAAAGUCAGGAAAACCUUUGGCACAGCAACCAGCCCAGCAACAAAGUCCACAGUCUCAAAAAGACGAUGGUUCUAAUGGAUUUUUUGGGGGAUUUUUCUCAUCGAAAAACAAAAAGAGAUUACAAUCUAUGGAGGCUCCUCCCCCGGUGUUGAGGGCAACUGGAACUAUGAGCGAAAGAGAGUCCAUGGAGACAGAAGUUAUAAAGUUGUUGAUUUCAUCGUAUUAUAAUAUUGUUAAGAGAACUGUUGCAGACUUCAUUCCAAAGGCAAUCAUGUUAAAAUUGAUUGUGAGAUCUAAGGAUGAUAUCCAAAAAGAGCUAUUGGAAAAGCUUUACAAUUCGCCUGAAUUAGGUGAUCUUGUCAAAGAAAACGAACUUACAGUUCAAAAGAGAAAAGAGUGCGUCAAGAUGGUUGAAGUCUUGAAGAAUGCUAGCGAUAUAGUUUCCAGUGUUUAG